UGGCGGGGUGGAUGUUAGCAGUGUAACACGCCGGCGGCGGCAGUAGAAGCGCAGUGUGUGUGUGUUUCCUUUUAUUUGUAUUUGACGGAGAAACAGCAGCGCGGAGUCGCGAUGGAGGAGUCUAAGAACAAGGAGAAGAAGCAGCAGGAGAAGCCGGAGGAGAAGGAGAAGCAGCCGGCGGGGAAAGAGAAGGAGAAGAAGGAGGACCAGGAGCUGUCUGAAGAAGACAAGCAGUUGCAAGAGGAGCUGGAAUUGAUGGUCGAGAGACUUGGUGAGAAGGAUACCUCUCUUUACCAUCCUGCACUGGAGGAGUUGCGUCGGCAGAUUCGUUCAUCCACAACCUCCAUGACUUCAGUACCCAAACCUCUGAAGUUUCUGCGACCACAUUAUGGCAAGCUUAAGGAAAUCUAUGAAGGGAUGGCUCCUGGAGAAAACAAGCAUUUCUGUGCUGAUGUGGUGUCUGUCCUUGCCAUGACCAUGAGUGGUGAGAGAGAGUGUUUGAAAUAUCGCCUGUUGGGCUCGCAAGAGGAGUUGGCGUCCUGGGGGCACGAAUAUGUCAGGCACCUUGCAGGAGAAGUGGCUAAAGAGUGGCAGGAGAUUGAGGAGGGCGAUAAGGUGCAACAGGAGACUCUGCUAAAGCUGGUUAAAGAGAUUGUGCCCUAUAACAUGGCCCACAAUGCUGAGCACGAAGCCUGCGACCUGCUCAUGGAGAUCGAGCAUCUCGACAUGUUGGAGAUGUACAUCGAUGAAAACGCGUAUGCUAAAGUCUGCCUCUACCUCACAAGCUGUGUGAGUUACGUUCCUGAGCCGGAGAACUCUGCUCUGCUGAAGUGUGCGCUGAAAAUCUUCCGCAAGUUCAAUCGUUAUCCAGAAGCCCUCAGACUGGCGCUCAUGCUCAACGAUGUGGAGCUUGUAGAGAACAUCUUUACCUCCUGCAAAGACAUUGUGGUUCAGAAGGAGAUGGCAUUUAUGCUGGGCAGACAUGGCAUGUUUCUGGAGCUGAAUGAAGACGUGGAGGAUUAUGAAGACCUGACCGAGAUCAUGUCCAACGUACAGCUCAACAGCAACUUCCUUGCCCUCGCUCGUGAGUUGGAUAUCAUGGAGCCCAAAGUGCCAGAUGACAUUUAUAAAACCCACCUGGAGAACAACAGAUUUGGUGGCAGCGGCUCUCAAGUGGAUUCUGCUCGAAUGAACCUGGCAUCUUCCUUUGUAAACGGGUUUGUUAACGCAGCAUUUGGACAGGACAAACUUCUGACUGAGGACGGCAACAAGUGGCUGUAUAAGAACAAGGACCACGGAAUGUUGAGUGCUGCUGCCUCUCUGGGUAUGAUCCUGUUGUGGGAUGUGGAUGGCGGCCUCACUCAGAUUGACAAAUAUCUCUACUCUUCUGAAGACUACAUCAAGUCUGGGGCCCUGUUAGCAUGUGGUAUAGUGAACUCUGGAGUUCGUAACGAAUGUGACCCAGCUUUGGCUCUUCUCUCUGAUUACGUCCUGCACAACAGCAACGUCAUGAGGAUAGGAGCCAUCUUUGGGCUUGGUCUGGCUUAUGCAGGCUCUAACAGAGAGGACGUCCUCUCGCUUUUGCUGCCGGUCAUGGGAGAUUCCAAGUCCAGCAUGGAGGUUGCCGGUGUGACUGCACUGGCCUGCGGGAUGAUCGCUGUGGGCUCCUGUAAUGGGGAUGUCACUUCCACCAUUCUGCAGACCAUUAUGGAAAAGAAUGAGCAGGAGCUGAAAGACACGUACGCCCGCUGGCUCCCCCUCGGCCUGGGACUCAACCACCUCGGCAAAGGAGAGGCAAUUGAGACUACUUUGGCAGCUCUGCAGGUUGUUCCAGAACCUUUCCGUAGCUUCUCAAACACACUUGUGGACAUCUGUGCCUAUGCAGGGUCUGGUAAUGUUUUGAAGGUGCAGCAGUUGUUGCACACCUGCAGUGAGCACUACGACAACACAAAGGACAAAGAUGAGGACAAAGACAAGAAAGACAAAAAGGACAAGGACAAGAAAGAAAGUGCAGCAGACAUGGGCUCCCACCAGGGUGUGGCUGUGCUGGGAAUUGCACUCAUCGCUAUGGGAGAGGAGAUUGGAUCGGAGAUGGCACUGCGCACAUUUGGCCACCUGUUGCGCUAUGGGGAGCCCACUCUGCGCAGAGCGGUACCGUUAGCGUUGGCUCUGAUCUCAGUUUCCAACCCCCGACUCAACAUUCUGGACACACUUAGUAAGUUCUCCCACGACGCCGACCCUGAAGUGUCCCACAACUCCAUCUUCGCCAUGGGCAUGGUGGGCAGCGGAACCAAUAAUGCACGACUUGCAGCUAUGCUGCGACAACUGGCCCAGUACCACGCCAAGGACCCCAACAACCUGUUCAUGGUCCGACUUGCACAGGGUCUGACUCAUCUGGGGAAAGGGACGUUGACCCUGUGUCCCUACCACAGCGACCGGCAGCUCAUGAGUCAGGUAGCAGUCGCCGGACUCCUCACAGUCCUUGUGUCCUUCCUUGAUGUCAAAAACAUAAUCCUGGGAAAAUCACACUACGUACUGUACGGACUUGUAGCAGCAAUGCAACCUCGUAUGCUCGUCACAUUUGACGAAGAACUGCGGCCACUGCCAGUCUCUGUCCGGGUGGGACAGGCUGUUGACGUGGUGGGACAGGCAGGCAAGCCUAAAGCAAUCACAGGCUUUCAGACACACACCACACCAGUGCUGCUGGCUCACGGAGAGAGAGCGGAGCUGGCCACAGAAGAAUAUCUCCCAGUCACCCCCAUACUGGAGGGCUUCGUCAUCCUGCGCAAGAAUCCCAACUACGAUGCUUAGAUACACAAACGCACACAUACCCUGUAAUUGAGUGUUUUCCAGUCCGGGUCAUUAUGUACCCCCCAUUCUCUGCACUUCACAACUGUGUCUUUUCCAGCUGUCAGCACACCCUACUCCCUAGACCUUAACGAAGUUGGGUGUGAGACACUACGGAGAAAGCUGAUCAUUUUUUGUGCCUGGGAAUGGGAAACACUCGCUUCGUUCAAGACACACACACACACAUACAUUAUCUUAUCUGGGACCUCCAUGUGUGAUAUUAUUUAGUCCUCCCCUUCUUUUGUCCAAUCACUGGCGUUGGCCAAACAAUUGGAACUUGACAAAUUGUGUCUAUUCACGACUCUCAUUACAAGAGGAAGAAUUCUCUCUUCUCUUCUGCCAGCUUUUCCUCUCCUUUUUAUAAGUAGAGCAUGAAGAAAAAGUGUUCAGAUCCUGAUAAUUAUUUCUUAUCAUUUUGUUGGUUUUGUUAUUUUACUGUUAAAGGUUGAGAUAAAAAAGAAAAUAAAUA
Astyanax mexicanus (Mexican tetra) is the source of this 3316-nucleotide messenger RNA. RefSeq names its product proteasome 26S subunit ubiquitin receptor, non-ATPase 2 (gene psmd2). The coding region runs from base 112 to 2811 and encodes 899 amino acids. The transcript has 21 exons. The record is from RefSeq and is a predicted model, not a curated record. Gene Ontology annotation, biological process: proteasome-mediated ubiquitin-dependent protein catabolic process; regulation of protein catabolic process. NCBI's taxonomy places the organism in Eukaryota, Metazoa, Chordata, Actinopteri, Characiformes, Acestrorhamphidae. Gene Ontology annotation, molecular function: enzyme regulator activity. Gene Ontology annotation, cellular component: proteasome regulatory particle, base subcomplex; proteasome storage granule; proteasome complex.